Molecule: messenger RNA, 1875 nt
Organism: Spinacia oleracea (spinach)
Lineage: Eukaryota; Viridiplantae; Streptophyta; Magnoliopsida; Caryophyllales; Amaranthaceae
Product: patellin-6
Exons: 4
Coding region: 392-1678 (428 amino acids)
Molecular function (GO): lipid binding
Source: RefSeq, a predicted model, not a curated record
ACUUCAGUUGUGAUGUAGCCUCGUUCAAAAUUUCUACCUUGAGAAUCUCAAUCUCUAUCAGUUUACCUUUUUCUUGAUUCAAAUUGCUAACAUUUGCCUCAAUCCUCACCCUCCGUCCCUUUUCCCAGCUUUUCCAGUUGAAAAACACUACCUAUUUCUCUCUCUAUACUUUCUCCCACUAACCUUCUUUAUCAAACUCUCUGUUUUCCCCUGGUUUUUUUAAAAACAUCUCUUCUCUUCUGCUGCACCAAAAUAACCACAAUCUCACUCUCUCUCCUUCACUCCCACAUUCCUUCUUUUUCUCUCUAAAGCCCCCAUAAAUUUCUUUCCAAAAAACAGAGCAAUAAACCAGAGCAAAAACCAGAGAAAACAGAGGAAAAACAGAGCAAAAAUGGAGGCAUCUUCACCAUCAACACAAACUCAACUACCCAUUUCAACCCCAUCACCAAACCCACAAAAACUCCCAACAAAAAGGAACUUAAUCACCUCUUUAAUGGAAGCCACAACUCUACGCUCACCUUCUUUCAAAGAAGACACUUACCUUCUCUCCAAUCUCAAACCAUCCGAAAAGAAAUCCCUCAAUGAACUCAAAUCCAAGCUCACUUCGGCCACCUCUGAAACCACAAAAAACCCAUCAAUGUGGAGCAUCCCACUCCUCGCCGCCGCAGCCGGCGAGGACGCAAACGAGAAGGCGGAUGUAAUCCUCCUGAAAUUCCUCCGAGCUAGGGACUUCAAAGUUUCCGAGGCGUACACAAUGCUGGAGAAAUCUCUCUUAUGGCGAAAGGAGUUUGCGGCGGAUGGGAUUGUGGAGGAGGAAUUAGGGUUUAAGGAACUUGAAGGUUUGGUUGCUUAUAUGCAUGGGUAUGAUCGAGAAGGGCACCCGGUCUGUUACAAUGCGUAUGGCGUUUUCAAAGAUAAGGAGAUGUAUGAUAGAAUAUUUGGGGAUGAUGAGAAACUUCAGAAGUUUUUGAGGUGGAGAGUUCAAGUUCUGGAAAGAGGGAUUAAAUUACUUCAUUUCAAACCUGGUGGGAUUAAUUCUAUCAUUCAAGUUACUGAUCUUAAGGAUAUGCCUAAAAGAGAGCUUAGGGUUGCUUCUAAUCAGAUUCUCUCUCUUUUUCAAGACAAUUACCCAGAAAUGGUUGCGAGAAAGAUUUUCAUCAAUGUGCCAUGGUAUUUCAGCUUGUUGUACUCAAUGUUCAGCCCAUUUUUAACUCAAAGGACUAAGAGCAAGUUUGUGAUUGCUAAGGAAGGCAAUGUUGCUGAGACACUCUAUAAGUUCAUAAGGCCAGAAGAUGUGCCGGUUCAGUACGGGGGACUGAGUCGGCCAGGCGAUCUCCAGAACGGCCCGGCAAAACCGGCCUCCGAGUUCACUGUCAAAGGGGGUGAAAAGGUUAAUAUUCAGAUUGAGGGAAUUGAGGGUGGUGCAACAAUUACAUGGGACUUAGUCGUGGGAGGUUGGGACUUGGAGUACAGCGCGGAGUUCAUCCCGAAUGCACAAGAUGGUUACACCCUUGCAGUGGAGAAACCGAAGAAACUAAGCCCCUCUGAUGAAGCCAUCCACAACUCGUUUUUGGCAAGAGAGGCCGGGAAGCUUGUGUUGUCUGUCGACAACACCACAUCGCGGAAGAGGAAGGUGGCUGCCUAUCGCUACAUUGUCCGCAAGUCUACAUUAGUGUAGUGUGAUCCCCCUUGUGUAAAAUAAUGAAAGCAUCUUUAGGAAAGGAUAUUUAGGUUUUGGUGGGAGUUGGGUUUUGUUUGUUUGAGGUUUUUAAGUAGUAAUACUAUUGCUUUUUUAUGCCUAUCUAUGCCUAUGAAUCUAUAUGUAUUCUAUAAACUCUUUUAACUUAACUGUAUACUACGAGUAUUAUUAGAGAA